UCUCCGUUUGAUUUUUCAACUUCGCACGAAUUUUCUGACAACAUUCAGCCGAAGACGAGUACGGAACAAAACAGCCCGUCCGUAGUUGAAGAUCCAUUUUUUCUCGCGGACAAAAGUCCUUGAUUCGGUGCUGAAAUCGACCUCCUAGCCAUGGCAAACGCUUUGGUGCGUUUAAAUACGCUUCCGCGGCAGCAAAUCGCGGCGCUCGUCCCGGUGCUGAGGGGAACUAGUGCGUCUUCGUCGGCUGCGUGCAGCAAGCAGCAGGUUCGGCAGCAGUCCGCCCAGGCGUCGGCACCACCGCCGCAAACGAAGACCAAGUUCGGUCCGCUGGCCGAUUCGGAUCGGAUCUUUACUAACCUGUAUGGACGUCACGAUUGGCGUCUGAAGGGAGCCCUUAAGCGGGGCGAUUGGUACAAGACCAAGGAGAUCCUGCUGAAGGGAACCGACUGGAUUAUCAAUGAGAUCAAGGUCUCGGGACUCCGUGGUCGCGGUGGGGCUGGUUUCCCCACCGGUAUGAAGUGGUCCUUCAUGAACAAGCCCUCGGAUGGCCGCCCGAAGUACCUGGUGGUGAAUGCCGACGAGGGAGAACCGGGAACCUGCAAGGAUCGUGAAAUCAUGCGUCACGAUCCGCAUAAGUUGAUUGAGGGAUGCUUGAUCGCUGGCCGUGCCAUGGGAGCACGUGCGGCUUACAUCUACAUCCGAGGCGAGUUUUACAAUGAGGCGUCCAACAUGCAGCUGGCCAUUGCCGAAGCCUAUCAGGCAGGGCUGAUUGGCAAGAACGCUUGCAACUCCGGGUAUGAUUUCGAUGUUUUCAUGCAUCGUGGUGCUGGAGCUUACAUCUGUGGAGAGGAGACCGCCUUGAUCGAAUCCCUUGAGGGAAAGCAGGGCAAGCCUCGUCUGAAGCCGCCAUUCCCGGCAGAUGUUGGCGUCUUUGGAUGCCCUACGACUGUAUCCAACGUGGAAACGGUUGCCGUAGCUCCGACGAUCUGUCGCCGUGGUGGAGUAUGGUUCGCCAGCUUUGGACGUACCCGUAACUCUGGAACCAAGCUGUACAACAUCUCGGGACAUGUUAACACUCCUUGCACCGUUGAAGAGGAGAUGUCCAUCCCGUUGAAGGAACUCAUCGAACGUCACGCCGGCGGAGUUCGUGGCGGAUGGGACAAUCUGCUGGGUAUCAUCCCUGGUGGUUCGUCGACUCCGAUUAUUCCGAAGCACGUCUGCGAUGACGUUCUGAUGGACUUUGAUGGGUUGGUCCAGGCUCAGACAUCGCUUGGAACGGCCGCCAUCAUCGUGAUGGACAAGUCCACCGACGUCAUCAAGGCCAUUUCGCGUCUGAUCGAUUUCUACAAGCACGAGAGCUGCGGCCAGUGUACUCCGUGUCGCGAGGGCAUUGCCUGGAUGUACAAGAUGAUGCAUCGCUUCGUGGACGGAAACGGUCGCCCGGAGGAAAUCGACAUGUUGUGGGAAAUCUCCAAGCAGAUCGAAGGACACACCAUCUGCGCGCUGGGUGACGGUGCGGCUUGGCCUGUGCAAGGUCUUAUUCGUCAUUUCCGACCGGAAAUUGAGGCUCGUAUGAAGAAAUACGAACAGCAGAUGGCCGCCAAGCAGUGAUAGGUGAAUUAAUCAAUACGAUUUGGAGCAAAAUAAAGCGUAAGGCCUGCUUGUUAGAAUAUGA
Aedes albopictus (Asian tiger mosquito) is the source of this 1675-nucleotide messenger RNA. RefSeq names its product NADH dehydrogenase [ubiquinone] flavoprotein 1, mitochondrial (gene ND-51). Bases 151 to 1611 code for a protein of 486 amino acids. Gene Ontology annotation, molecular function: NAD binding; FMN binding; 4 iron, 4 sulfur cluster binding. Gene Ontology annotation, biological process: mitochondrial electron transport, NADH to ubiquinone. Lineage: Eukaryota; Metazoa; Arthropoda; Insecta; Diptera; Culicidae. The record is from RefSeq and is a predicted model, not a curated record. The transcript has 4 exons.